UGACUUACUUCCGUGAAGCCACUGUGCAUACACAAGAGCUCUUGGAUCUACUUGUUAAAUGUGAAAAUAAAAUCCAAACAAGGGUUAAGAUUGGGCUGAACUCCAAGAUGCCUAGUCGAUUUCCUCCUGUUAUCUUCUACACUCCAAAGGAAAUUGGUGGGCUUGGAAUGCUGUCUAUGGGUCAUAUUUUGAUCCCACAAAGUGACCUUCGAUACAGCAAGCAGACAGAUAUUGGUGUAAGCCAUUUCAGGAGUGGAAUGAGCCACGAGGAGGAUCAACUGAUUCCUAAUCUUUACCGUUACAUACAGCCUUGGGAAAGCGAAUUUAUUGAUUCACAGCGGGUGUGGGCAGAGUAUGCUUUGAAGAGGCAGGAAGCACAGGCCCAAAAUAGACGGUUGACGCUGGAGGAUCUGGAGGACUCUUGGGAUAGGGGAAUUCCUCGCAUAAAUACGCUGUUUCAGAAGGAUAGGCACACUUUAGCGUAUGAUAAAGGUUGGAGGGUCCGGACCGACUUCAAACAGUACCAAGCCCUGAAACAAAAUCCUUUCUGGUGGACACACCAGAGGCAUGAUGGUAAACUGUGGAACUUAAACAAUUAUCGAACUGAUGUCAUCCAAGCUCUUGGAGGGGUUGAGGGUAUUCUUGAGCACACCUUAUUCAAGGGAACAUACUUUCCGACAUGGGAAGGUCUUUUUUGGGAGAAGGCAUCUGGAUUUGAGGAGUCGAUGAAAUAUAAGAAGCUGACAAAUGCCCAGAGGUCUGGGCUGAACCAGAUUCCGAAUAGAAGAUUUACGCUCUGGUGGUCGCCAACAAUUAAUCGAGCGAAUGUGUAUGUGGGUUUCCAAGUCCAGUUGGAUCUGACAGGAAUAUUUAUGCACGGAAAGAUUCCUACUCUUAAGAUAUCUUUGAUCCAGAUAUUCCGUGCCCAUUUGUGGCAAAAGAUCCAUGAGAGUGUUGUUAUGGACCGUUGCCAAGUACUGGAUCAAGAGUUGGAUGCUUUGGAGAUAGAAACUGUGCAGAAAGAGACGAUUCAUCCACGGAAGAGUUACAAGAUGAAUACCUCUUGUGCUGAUGUUCUUCUAUUUGCUGCCCAUAAAUGGCCAAUGUCUAAGCCUAGUCUAGUGGCUGAAUCAAAGGAUAUGUUUGAUCAGAAAGCAAGUAACAAGUAUUGGAUAGAUGUACAACUUCGAUGGGGAGAUUAUGACUCCCAUGAUAUUGAACGCUAUACUAGGGCCAAAUUCAUGGAUUACACAACUGACAACAUGUCUAUCUAUCCAUCUCCGACGGGUGUUAUGGUUGGGCUUGAUUUGGCCUACAACUUGCAUUCUGCCUUUGGUAAUUGGUUCCCUGGUUCAAAAAUCAAAACCGCUGCUUGCUCAAGCAAUGAACAAGAUCAUGAAGUCAAAUCCCGCUCUAUAUGUGUUGAGAGAGAGGGUAAGGAAAGGUUUACAAUUGUACUCAUCUGAGCCUACGGAGCCAUAUUUGUCAUCACAAAACUAUGGUGAAAUAUUCAGCAAUCCGAUCAUAUGGUU
Molecule: messenger RNA, 1532 nt
Organism: Camelina sativa (false flax)
Lineage: Eukaryota; Viridiplantae; Streptophyta; Magnoliopsida; Brassicales; Brassicaceae
Source: RefSeq, a predicted model, not a curated record